CUGUAAGAAGCCGAGUCUACUUAAGCAUACGGAAUUAUCAUCUCUUGAUGUCUUCAAGAAUAUUGCAUUAUCUGCCUGCCUAGCUAGUAUUUAGUUAUAUCGGAUUACCCAUUCUAACGUUUGGUUAGGUAUAAAUCAUGUCUCAGUCAAAAGGAUACUCUGAUUUGAAAUACUUUUUAGUCUCGUCACCAUCUGAAUAUGUAACACAUGUCGAAAUCAACCGUCCAUCUAAGCUAAAUGCUUUCACGGAGGAGAUGUGGAUCGAGCUAGGGACGGCAUUUGCGAGACUAUCCCACGACCCCGAAGUUCGCGCUGUAGUCUUCUCCGCAGCCGGUGACCGGGCGUUCACGGCUGGUCUUGAUGUACAAGCAGCCAGCCAAGGGGGGCUUAUCGGGGGCAGCGGCGAAAAGCUAGACGGGGCAAGGCAGGCAACAAAACACCGACGUCAGAUUAUCCAGUUCCAAGACUGCAUAGGCCAGAUAGAGAAAUGCGAGAAGCCUGUGAUCCUUGUGAUGCACGGCAUUUCAAUUGGCUUGGCUAUCGAUAUUGCCUGCUGUGCUGAUAUCAGAAUAUGUUCGAAAGACACCAAGUUUGCCGUGAAAGAGGUAGAUAUUGGCAUGGCCGCAGAUAUCGGGACUUUAAGCAGACUGCCCAAGAUCGUCUCAAGCUUUUCGUGGGUGAAGGAUGUCUGUCUGACGGCUCGGGGCUUCGGAGCGGAUGAGGCACUUGCCGUUGGGUUCGUGAGCCAGGUACUAGAAACCAAGGCUAAGGCCGUCGAGGUGGCUGUAAAACUAGCAGCCACCAUAGCCUCAAAGAGUCCUGUAGCUGUCCAGGGCACAAAAGAACUGUUGAAUCAUGCAAGAGACAAUACCGUUGCAGAUAGUCUGAGAUACACCGGUAUAUGGAAUCAAGCAAUGCUACAAGCUGAUGAUUUCAAAUCCGCAUUACUUUCGGGGCUGAAAAAGACCAAGCCGAGGUUCGAAAAACUAUAGUUUAUUGGUAGCAAGAAAGACUCGCAAAUAUAGGUAUCAAUACGUUUUUGGGUUAAGCGCAUUGUAUAAAGUCAAUUUGAAGGUAUUCUGUGUCAACCCCAGAACGCCGUACAACCUAAAAUAUCAC
Messenger RNA from Annulohypoxylon maeteangense, 1119 nucleotides. RefSeq names its product ClpP/crotonase. The coding region runs from base 138 to 992 and encodes 284 amino acids. NCBI's taxonomy places the organism in Eukaryota, Fungi, Ascomycota, Sordariomycetes, Xylariales, Hypoxylaceae. Gene Ontology annotation, molecular function: delta(3,5)-delta(2,4)-dienoyl-CoA isomerase activity. Gene Ontology annotation, cellular component: mitochondrion. The record is from RefSeq and is a predicted model, not a curated record. The transcript is spliced from 3 exons.